CAGCAUGGCUACCCUAACAGGACAGAGAUGUCUUUUCAAGCGAAACUCUUUAAAGCGGAUGUCAACUACUUUAAAAAAAAUGCUGUACCAGUCCACGUCACAGAGGUCGUCAGAUUCUGACCCAACAUCACCUGAGGGUCCGGUCCAAAAAAAAGGUUUAAUUGAUCGUGUGCUGGAUUCCUGGGCGAUAAGCUAUAAAAACACAACUCCUGAAACCAAAUGGACAACUUAUCAAGAUUUAUCUUUAUCGAUGAUCACUGAAGAGUUAAAGAAGCAUGAAUGGAAUAGAAAAGUUAAAAGUCAAAGCUUCAACCUCAAGCGAUACCAGUCCAUGGGUCCCGAAAUGUCCGCAGCUCUAUUCGUUAUUAACAACGGAGGAAAGGUAAAAGUUGAUCAAUUUAAGGAGUGGAUUUCAUCUUCGAAGGAUGACCCCACAACAAUGAUUCUGCCAGAAACUCGACUGGACGACUUGAAAGUGGAAGGCUUAGACCUAUCAGGAGUAAAACUUGUUUUUGAAGCAUACAGAAAUUUUGUGGACCUACACCAUGUCCGAUACAUCUGUGUCCGGGAUAAUGAAUUCUUUGAUGACUUUACCUUGACACAACUCUGGGUUUUCCGAGACAGCCUGGAAUUCCUAGAUAUCAGCAACUGUCCGACAGUCACAGAGCGAGGGCUAGCAUGGCUUCAUCACCUUGAGAAUUUAAAAUGUUUAAGACUAGAUGACUUGAAAGGUGUUGAGGAUCCAGAAAUUGUGAUCGAGUUAGUACGUGAUAUGCUACCGAACUGCCAUGUCCAAGGGACUAUAGGAAUUUCUCCCAUCCAUGAAGAUACAGAACCGGACCCACUAAACCAGGACUCAUAGUCAUAGACAUUAACUUAUAUACUUUUUAUAAAUUGUUGUGUAUUGGAAAUGAAGUUAUUUAAUUCUAGAUUUUUGUCAACUAC
This is a messenger RNA of Pecten maximus, 945 nucleotides long. RefSeq names its product distal membrane-arm assembly complex protein 2-like. Bases 5 to 862 code for a protein of 285 amino acids. The transcript has 5 exons. NCBI's taxonomy places the organism in Eukaryota, Metazoa, Mollusca, Bivalvia, Pectinida, Pectinidae. The record is from RefSeq and is a predicted model, not a curated record.